AUGAUUUCUAAAGUUUAAAAGCAUCAAGAUGUUGAAAUUACGUAAAAUUUUUAAGGCUUCUGAAGAUCUUAUCUUCAAUGACAUAUCCCGAUUGUCUUUCUCAAGAAGGCCUAGAGCAUUUGUCACCUCUUCAAAACCUUUACUCAAGAACACGGAUGAGAAAGUGGAAGAAACAUGUGCAGAGGUAACAGAAGCAGCUGAGGAAGUUAAGGAAGGAUUCGAGCAGGUUUCAAAAAUGAAAAAAGAUGUUAAAGGAAAGGUAUUGGAGGCAAAAGGUGGUUUGGUAAAGCGGGCAAGGGAAAAUGUGGUCGAUGUUGCUGCCCAAAAAGCUAAAGAAAAAGUAAUAAAAAAUAUCAAAUGAGGAACCUGAUGUAUGUAUCUCUUGAAUGUGUUAUAUUCCAUAUUUUAUCAAACUUAUAUGUUCUCUAAUUAAUACACUUUUGAAUACAAUCGAUAUUCGACUUGUUAUGGG
This is a messenger RNA of Lactuca virosa, 472 nucleotides long. Lineage: Eukaryota; Viridiplantae; Streptophyta; Magnoliopsida; Asterales; Asteraceae. The record is from the annotation of a GenBank genome assembly.